This is a messenger RNA of Phyllostomus discolor (pale spear-nosed bat), 2164 nucleotides long. Its product is annotated as zinc finger protein RFP. Gene Ontology annotation, biological process: negative regulation of viral transcription; protein K63-linked ubiquitination; negative regulation of transcription by RNA polymerase II. Lineage: Eukaryota; Metazoa; Chordata; Mammalia; Chiroptera; Phyllostomidae. The transcript is spliced from 8 exons. Bases 397 to 1938 code for a protein of 513 amino acids. The record is from RefSeq and is a predicted model, not a curated record. Gene Ontology annotation, molecular function: zinc ion binding; protein binding.
ACGCCCCUUCCGCUCUUGCCUGACUGGGGUCUGUGAGGCUGCCGGAAUCGUCUCGGACGCGGCCACGUGGUACGCUUCUCUUUGGCGUGCGCUGCAAUCCCCCCCCCUCCUUCAAACCCCCUAUCCCCCGUGGCGUAUUUGCUGGUUUUGUGGGGUCCCAGUAUUCCCAAGCUCACUCAGCGCGGCACGGCGGCGCGGGGAGUGGCUAGUCCCCUCCGUGGACCCAGCGCACGGGCACCCCUGGGAUCUGGGCCCGGGAGGCACCGCCCUCCGCCGGCCCAGCUUGCUUUCCCACACCGCCCAGACGCUGCGAACCGCUGGGAUCGCGGUAGAGUUCGGCUUCGCAAAGAGCUGGGCGCUGGGGCCCAUGCUGGUGCACUCCUGCAGGCCCUCGCCAUGGCCUCCGGGAGCGUGGCGGAGAGCUUACAGCAAGAGACCACCUGCCCCGUGUGCCUGCAGUACUUUGCCGAGCCCAUGAUGCUCGAUUGCGGCCACAACAUCUGUUGCGCGUGCCUCAUCCGCUGUUGGGGCGCGGCGGAGACCAACGUGUCUUGUCCGCAGUGCCGGGAGACCUUCCCGCAGCGGCACAUGCGGCCCAACCGGCACCUGGCCAACGUGACCCAACUGGUGAAGCAGCUGCGCACUGAGCGGCCGUCGGGGCCCGGAGGGGAGAUGGGCGUGUGCGAGAAACACCGCGAGCCCUUGAAGCUGUACUGCGAGGAGGACCAGAUGCCCAUCUGCGUGGUGUGCGACCGCUCGCGUGAGCACCGCGGCCACAGCGUGCUGCCGCUGGAGGAGGCGGUGGAGGGUUUCAAGGAGCAAAUCCAGAACCAGCUGGACCAUCUAAAAAGAGUGAAAGACUUAAAGAAGAGGCGUCGGGCACAGGGGGAGCAGGCACGAGCUGAACUCUUGAGCCUGACCCAGAUGGAGAGGGAGAAGAUCAUUUGGGAAUUUGAGCAGCUUUAUCACUCCCUAAAGGAGCAUGAAUAUCGCCUUCUAGCCCGCCUUGAGGAACUGGACUUGGCUAUCUACAACAGCAUCAAUGGUGCCAUUACACAGUUCUCUUGCAACAUCUCCCAGCUCAGCAGCCUGAUCACCCAGCUGGAAGAGAAGCAACAGCAGCCCACCAGGGAACUCCUGCAGGACAUCGGGGACACAUUGAGCAGGGCUGAAAGAAUUAGGAUCCCUGAACCUUGGAUCACACCUCCAGAUCUGCAAGAGAAGAUCCAUAUUUUUGCACAAAAAUGUCUCUUCAUGACUGAGAGUCUGAAGCAGUUCACAGAAAAAAUGCAGUCAGAUAUGGAGAAAAUCCAAGAAUUAAGAGAGGCUCAAUUAUAUUCAGUGGAUGUGACCCUGGACCCAGACACAGCCUACCCCAGCCUGAUCCUCUCUGACAAUCUGCGGCAAGUGCGGUACAGUUACCUCCAGCAGGACCUGCCUGACAACCCUGAGCGCUUCAAUCUGUUUCCCUGUGUCUUGGGCUCUCCAUGCUUCAUCGCUGGGAGACAUUAUUGGGAGGUAGAGGUGGGAGAUAAAGCCAAGUGGACCAUAGGGGUCUGUGAAGACUCAGUGUGCAGAAAAGGUGGGGUAACCUCUGCCCCCCAGAAUGGAUUCUGGGCAGUGUCCUUGUGGUAUGGGAAGGAAUACUGGGCUCUUACCUCCCCAAUGACUGCCCUCCCCCUGAGGACCCCUCUUCAGCGGGUGGGGAUUUUCUUGGACUAUGAUGCUGGUGAGGUGUCCUUCUACAAUGUGACAGAGAGGUGUCACACCUUUACUUUCUCUCAUGCUACCUUCUGUGGGCCCGUCCGGCCUUACUUCAGUCUGAGCUACUCAGGAGGGAAGAGCGCAGCUCCUCUGAUCAUCUGCCCCAUGAGUGGGAUCGAUGGGUUUUCUGGCCAUGUUGGGAAUCAUAGUCAUUCCAUGGAGACCUCUCCUUGAGGAGGUACAAGUCAGAAGGGCUAUUGGCCGUAAUCCUACCCCAGACAUAAAGGAUCUUGUUGCCUUGCCACUUCCUGUCCUUCACAGCUGGAUAUCCUUACCACUUUCCAUGCCCCUGCAGUGGGAGGCAGGAUGUCCAUGGUCUCUGUCAUCCUCUCCCCACAAAAAUUAUGAGAUGUAACGAGAAGCAUCAAGAUUGUUCAGAAAUAAAAAUCAGAUGUCCAUC